Molecule: messenger RNA, 3519 nt
Organism: Caenorhabditis sp. 36 PRJEB53466
Lineage: Eukaryota; Metazoa; Nematoda; Chromadorea; Rhabditida; Rhabditidae
Source: the annotation of a GenBank genome assembly
AUGGAGUCUGCGACGGACGAGUUCAUUUAUCAUUCGAAAGUUCCAACGGAGCCACCUGCACUGCCGGCGCAAGUCGUCGAAGUGAACGGCCACAAGUACAUUCUCCGAAAUCACUUCAAACACAUCAGAAUUAGUAAGUCUUGCGCCGGUGAUUACCAAACGACCUCGAAACAUUGAACGUUGUUAUUUAUGCGGAGUAUGGUCAGCUGCCGCGCGUUUUUUGCGUCUGUGAAUGAAUAGGACAGAAGGGGAAAACUUACGCAUGCUUGUCUCUUGUUUUGUCGUCAGUCUCAACACGCGUGUGCUGUAGGAAGCUGCCAGAUGUUGAAAGGUUCGUCGGUUAAACUUUUGGUGUUUAUUUAUUUUUUGAAGGUUUUCGGAUUCUUCUAAAAUUCUCACCGGAAUUUCUGUUUUAGGAGUGUCUGUUUUCUUUCUAAUCUAAUCUAACCGGAGAGAUGAAAAAAUGUCAGACAUGUUGCGGGUUUUAUUAUGAGUUCGGCCAAUUUUCGAUCUGAAAAAUGAAAUCUUUUUAAUUUUCAACGUAGACCGGAGUUAGUCCCCCUACAUACAUGUCUAAACUGACCGGAAUGAUUCAUGCUUUUGGAAUUGCUAAGUGACUCACAAACAGUAUCCGUGUGCAAGAAAAUUUUUGUUAGAUAACAAUACUUAUUCAACUCACAUAGUGCUCUAUUUGACUGUUCCUGUUUUUAUUUUUUAGUCUUCGUAUUUUCACCCUCACUCCCCCACUCUCAAACGAUACUGGCAGGCAAAUGUCAACAUGGAGACAAUCAGAAAACGAAACGGCACAAACUUGAAGGCGGUUUUCGGUUUUGUUUCACACUCUCUCUCCCACACACCCGCCGCCUGGCGCCGGGUAAUGUACAUAAUCACAAGGCGAAGCACAUACCAAAGUCGGGCGCUUAUCACUUGCACAACGUUUUUGAGAGACCCCCCCCCCCCCUCUCUCCGCAGUAUGAACUGUACGCUCAAUUCUCAUGCACGCACACAUGUCAUUACGCAAUUGUACUAAGGUCUGAAUGGGUUUUAGGUGACAUGUUUGGUUGCCAAUUCACUUGAAACUUGUAUCCUCGAAUUCUGUUCCGCAUUCAGUUAAUAUCCGUUUUUGGGAGGUGAAACAUGAAUGUCCCGGAAUGAUAACUUGUAAUCGCUUCGAGUGAGAGGUGACUUGGCAAACAAACUCUGUUUUAUGGCAUUUUCCACUGAAAUUCUGACGUUUCCUCUCGCUUACUUUUUAGCAAUUUCUGUCAAUUCAUUUAGAUGUUCAGAGAGAAAAUCACAAAAAUGCCAAAAAUUUCGCACCUUCUUAAAACCCGCGUGUUAUCUUUCUUUGAGGAGGGCUCUAAAAACGUAUUGAAAUGUUUCGCCGCACAAAAUUCCUCGCAACUUUGAUUGAUUUCAGUGUCCCAUCGGUUGCCACCAAUCAUUCCGAUGUCGGUCGACGAACAAGUGGUACCACCGGAAAUUUCGCCUUCGAUGGCAGCUAACAUUCCACAAUUGGUCCACGAUCAACUUGCCACUCAAUUUUUGCCAGGUAUUCCUCUGGCUUCGGAACUAGUGUCAGUUAAAAUCUGAUUUCAGCGGCAAAAAAUAUGGGGCAAGCCGGAAUGCAUCUGCUCAAGUCUUACUACGGUUAGUUUCUCCCGAAAUUCCUAUUCCUAGUUGUACUAAUAGUAAACUUUCAGUUUUCCAAGAAGCAUUGUCGACGUAUUGUGACGCCACUCACAAGCUGAUCAAGUCGGCGGACUCCGCGGGACACAAGUCGAAGAAUGAGGCUCGAGAACUUUCCAAAAUUUUCAAACUGUUCGUUCAAGGAGUCAAUGCGCAUCAGAAAAUCGUUAGUUUAAUAAGUGUAUUUCGGUUAUUGGGACUGCUGGAAUUUCAGAUUACGGAGUUUGAUGCGUUGGCUCAUAAAGUCCAUGACUACAGCAACAAGGAUAAGGAGAAGCUGAAGGCGGAGUUUGCAGAGUUUAAGAAGGAGGAGAAGAAGAUUCAGAAGCGGAAAGGAGGAGAAACCGAGAAGGACGUCGCCGCAUUCUACCGGAAAGCUGCGGCCGACUGGUCAAGACAGCAGGAGCUGAGAUACAAGUUCUUCAAUGACAAGAUUCACGCGUGGAUCCAGGGGUAAGUCUGGUUUGGCCACUCAUCAAUGACAAUGUGUACAGGUACAUUGACAUCGGGAAACUGUUCCCGAUGGAGCAAGUGACCCAGGCUGUGGUUGGCGGAGUUGUCGCUGUUGUUGUGGAGAAGGAAGAAACCUCCGAACAGGAAACUCAUGACCACGCACAUUGGCACGAGGAACUUCAUGAGCACGCGGCUGUAAUUGUUGCGGAUGAAGGCAAAAAUAAGCCGGCACAUGUGACUGUGAGUUGAUCCGCAUGUUCUUUGAAACGCACAAUUUCACAGGUUGUUGAUCCGGAAACUACGGAAACACGUAGCGACUCCACUUCUUCCGUGGCCACCACUCUCGAGGAUCUUCCAUCGGCUCGUCGCUACACGAAUGAGGCUACUGGAAUUACUCUUGUCAGCAAGAACCGUCGUACUUCGAUCGAGGCUAGUUGGAUCCCCCUAAUUCUUGCUCUCAAACACCAAAGCCUUCAGAUCGCUCAGGUACCACCACUUCCGCCGCAGUCCGUGGACCGCACUCUAUCUGCUUCUAAAACUAUUGUGGAUGAGCAGGACAGACACCAUGUCCCACCUCGUCCAAUUCCCGCGGCACGUCAUGAUGACACCAGUUACACCUCUCGUCAACAACAGAUUGUUGUCGCCAGUGUGAGUGAAAGUGUGAUAAUCAGCAUUUCGCAUCGCAUUUUAUGAAUCAUGCCAUACGCCUUCCAGCAAAUGCCCGAACAACCCAAUAGCAGUGCUCCGGGCGGGGUCCGUCGUGCCGGAAACACUAUUCCAGGAGCUGUCAACGUGUUUGGUUUUGCGAAUCAGUCGGACCCGCAGCCAAAUGUGCGCUACACUCCCAUUGUUCAGGUUUGGCUUUUUUUUUGGAAAAUAAUCCGAGAAUUUGUUUCAGAAUGGAGGAGGCUCUUAUCAAGUGGUCACGUCGGAUCACAUUCGCGUCGGAAGAGUCGUUGACAAUCCGAUCACUGAAGAGCAGAUGAAUGCUAAGAAGUAUAAACGCCUAGAGAAUAGGGGCUUUCGCAAUUGGCCCGUUUCAGAUUCCACGUGGAUUCGAACUACCUCCCAAUGACGGCUCCAUCCCAUCAGAGUCAAAGACACAGUCAUCAGGAGAGCUUUGACAUCUCCGUGCCGUCCUAUUUCAAUCCAUCCCAGUACGGCAGCAUUCUGAUAGUUAAUGAUGACUUCAACGCAUCUUCCGGAGAGCAAAUGACUGUGAACCGCGGUGAUAAGGUAGCUUUUUAUUUGGAGAAAGUAGUAAACAGUGUUUUAUAGGUAAUCCUUCUGAAAUGCGGCUCCCGUGGAUGGGUGUUUGUGAGAGACUCGAUUUCCAACAGAACCGGAUGGGUUCCAGAGCCAUAUGUCCAUCUGUAA